CUCUUGAAGAACACCUGCUUUUCCAUCUCUUUAUCCUGACAGUUGAGGAAACAGCAGUCAGAACACGGAGCAGAACAUCGGUAUGACGUUUAAAAGCCCUUUGAGUGUUGCUGGAAUCAUACUUCUCAGCAUAGCAGGUUCUCUCUGCCAGUUAGAUGUAUGUGGUCGAGCCCCUCUCAGUAACAGGACUGUUGGAGGAGAGAAUGCGACUGCGGGGGCUUGGCCGUGGCAGGUCAGCAUUCAUGUCUCCUAUAUGGGCAUGGACACAGGCCAUUUCUGUGGCGGGACUCUCACCAAUAAAGACUGGGUGUUAUCUGCAGCACACUGCUUCCAGGAGUUCAAUGCAUCUUACUUUGUGAUGUACUUCGGUCGUCUGAACCAAUCCGGCUCAAACCUUUAUGAGACAAACAGGACAGCGAGUCAAAUCAUCAACCAUCCUAACUUUAACAUGUCUAAUUUUGACAAUGAUAUAGCACUGGUCCAGCUCUCCUCCUCUGUGACUUUCUCUGAUUACAUUAAGCCGGUCUGUCUGGCAGCGGCUGGGAGUGUGUUUGCUGGAGGGACAGAGAGCUGGGUCACUGGAUGGGGAACACUGCAAUCUAAUGGUAAGUGAACAUUUGCUUGCCAGUUAACUGAAUGCAGAUAUUACUGUAAACCUCAACAGUUUACCUUGAAAUAAAAACCAUACAAUGUGUCCUCUGAUCUGUGUAGCAGGCACCCAGCUUCCUGAC
Carassius auratus (goldfish) is the source of this 731-nucleotide messenger RNA. RefSeq names its product prostasin-like. The transcript is spliced from 4 exons. The coding region runs from base 83 to 613 and encodes 176 amino acids. Gene Ontology annotation, molecular function: serine-type endopeptidase activity. NCBI's taxonomy places the organism in Eukaryota, Metazoa, Chordata, Actinopteri, Cypriniformes, Cyprinidae. The record is from RefSeq and is a predicted model, not a curated record. Gene Ontology annotation, biological process: proteolysis.